This is a messenger RNA of Cervus elaphus (red deer), 1238 nucleotides long. It is a transcript of the gene ALG14, whose product is annotated as ALG14 UDP-N-acetylglucosaminyltransferase subunit. The transcript is spliced from 4 exons. Lineage: Eukaryota; Metazoa; Chordata; Mammalia; Artiodactyla; Cervidae. Gene Ontology annotation, cellular component: UDP-N-acetylglucosamine transferase complex. Gene Ontology annotation, biological process: dolichol-linked oligosaccharide biosynthetic process. The record is from RefSeq and is a predicted model, not a curated record. Bases 382 to 1035 code for a protein of 217 amino acids.
ACGGCGAUGUAUGCCACUGGCCUCAGGUGGAAGUCACAAAGUUGGUAAAGCUGGAACACCUGCUAACUUGGGCACUCCCGGGUUUUUAGGGCGCAUAAGUGGCCUGACAUUCUCAUGAGCUGCAACCAAACUUCUCCAGCGCUUUAAUCCGUGAAUUUCAGUUUAUGCACUGGCUGUAGGUUAGCAGAAACCCCCCGGAAGCCAGCGGAGCCGUCUGAGGCCGGGCUUCCGCCUCUGGCCUUGAACUCCUCCCACCUCAAGCAAGCCACGCCCAUCAAGACGCCCACUCUUCGAGUUUGAGUCUCGGGAGAUCCCGUAGUUUUGAACUCUGACCGCUCCUGCUGCCGGCACCGGGAUAGCACGCAUGCGUAUUUUCUUUGAAUGGGUGGUGCGCUUAUCCUCGCGGCGGCUGCAGGAGCCCUGGCCUUGCUGCUGCUGGCAGUGCGGCUGUGGGUAGUCCUGAGUCCUCGCGCUCCUGUGCCUCGGCGGUCUCUCAGCCUCUUGGUAGUGGCUGGAUCUGGUGGGCAUACCACUGAGAUCCUAAGGCUGCUGGAGAACUUGUCCGAUGCUUAUUCUCCUAGACAUUAUAUCGUUGCUGACACUGAUGAAAUGAGUACCCAUAAAAUAAAUUCUUUUGAACAAAAUCGAGCUGAUAAGAACCCCAGUGCUACGUUUCCUGAAUACUAUGUUCACCGCAUUCCCAGAAGCCGGGAGGUCCAGCAAUCCUGGCUGUCCUCAGUGCUCACCACCUUGUACUCCAUGUGGCUCUCCUUCCCCCUGACUUACCGAGUGAAGCCAGAUCUGGUGUUGUGUAACGGACCAGGAACAUGUGUUCCUAUCUGUAUAUCUGCCCUUCUCCUUGGGAUACUGGGAAUAAAGAAAGUGAUCAUUGUCUACGUUGAGAGCAUCUGCCGAGUGGAACAUUUAUCCCUGUCCGGAAAGAUUCUGUUUCACCUCUCCGAUUACUUCAUUGUUCAGUGGCCGACUCUUAAGGAGAAGUAUCCGAAAUCUGUGUACCUCGGGCGAAUUGUUUGACCUACGACAACUUACUUCUUUAGAAUUUUGCUAGCAACAGUGUUUAUUGUAAAUGGGGAACAAAAAAACUUGUUUUUUAUAAAAAAGCUUUUGAAAAUCCUGAGAAUUAUUGGUGGUCAAGAGUGAAGAAAUGUGUCAGUAACCCAGUGAGGAAACUGAGGUUCCUCUUAUAAAACAGACAUUAAUAAACUAUUAAGUAUGUA